AUGCUUUUGGGAAAUGCACCCCAGAAGACUGUUUCCCUCCGUGUUACUCCAGAUGAAUGGGAGAAGCACCAGUAUGUUUGUGUGGUGGAGCACGAGACAGGGACUAUACAGAGGAAUCUGACUGAGGACGAGAUCAAGAGUAACUACAGCCAGUGUGAGCAAAACAACUCAUCAGUCAACGCUAAAGCCACGCUCUACUUGGACUUCACCUGGCGUGAGUGUGAGACUGAGGGGUUUAGAGGGAAUUAUAGAGCUCCUGAAGUGUCUCUGUUACAUAAGGACCCCUUCUCUCCAGUAGUGUGUCAUGCCACAGAUUUCUACCCAUCAGCAGUGAAUAUCACCUGGUUAAGAAAUGGAGAAGAUCACGAUGAGGAUGUGGAGCUUGGAGAGCUACUACCAAAUGAAGAUGAGACCUUCCAGAAGACUGUUUCCCUCCGUGUUACUCCAGAUGAAUGGGAGAAACACCAGUAUGUUUGUGUGGUGGAGCACGAGACAGGGACUAUACGGAGGAAUCUGACUGAGGACGAGAUCAAGAGUAACUACGAGAGGCACACCUUCACCAUAGCUUACACUGAAAUAAAUGGACAGACGAUUGCUGGAUUCCCAGAGAUUUCUGCUGUAACUACACUGGAUGGACAGCAGAUUGAUUAUUAUGACAGUGUGACAAAGAAGCUGAUUCCCAAACAGGACUGGAUGAAGGAGUUUGCAUCUGAAGACAUCUGGGAAGUAUACACUGAGAUCAGAGAACGAGUGCAGCAGAUCAACAAAAUCAACAUUACUGUUCUAAUGCAGCAAUUAAAUCAGUCACAUGGUGUUCAUGUGUAUCAGAGGAUGUAUGGAUGUGGUUGGGAUGAUGAGACUAAUGAGUCAGAUGGGUUUGAUCAGCACGGUUAUGAUGGAGAAGAUUUUAUCACACUGGACCUGAAGGAGCUCAGAUACAUCUCAGCUUUACCACAGGGAAUAUCCACAGUGAUGAAGUGGAACAAUGACACUGAACAACUUGAAUUACUGAAACAAUACUGCGAUAAAGACCGCAUUGACUGGAUCAAAUAUUUCUUGACAUUAGGGAAAGAGGCUUUGACUAGAAGAGUCUCUCCUUCAGUGUCUCUGAUACAGAAGAAUCCCUUCUCUCCAGUAGUGUGUCAUGCCACAGGUUUCUACCCAUCAGCAGUGAAUAUCACCUGGUUAAGAAAUGGAGAAGAUCAUGAUGAGGAUGUGGAGCUUGGAGAGUUUCUACCAAAUGAAGAUGGGACCUUCCAGAAGACAUCUACCCUCAAUAUCUAUCCAGACAAGUGGGAGAAGCACCAGUAUGUUUGUGUGGUGGAGCACGAGGGGAUGACCAUCCAGAAGAAUCUGACUGAGGACGAGAUCAAGAGAAACAAAAUUUCUCCAGACAACUUGAAGAUGAACCAGUAUUUUUGUGUGGUGGAGCACAAUGGAAAGACCGUCCAGAAGUGAUCAAGAGUAAUGAAUAAACCAAAGUUUGAACAGAAAAUCGGUCAAAAUAAAAAGCUGACCUGCAGUGACAAAAAUCUU
This is a messenger RNA of Carassius auratus (goldfish), 1536 nucleotides long. RefSeq names its product major histocompatibility complex class I-related gene protein-like. The record is from RefSeq and is a predicted model, not a curated record. Lineage: Eukaryota; Metazoa; Chordata; Actinopteri; Cypriniformes; Cyprinidae. Gene Ontology annotation, biological process: immune response. Gene Ontology annotation, cellular component: external side of plasma membrane. The transcript has 9 exons. The coding region runs from base 1 to 1458 and encodes 485 amino acids.